Messenger RNA from Sclerotinia trifoliorum, 1330 nucleotides. The record is from the annotation of a GenBank genome assembly. Lineage: Eukaryota; Fungi; Ascomycota; Leotiomycetes; Helotiales; Sclerotiniaceae.
AGAUUGGGAGAGAUCUUCCCACUCAUCCAUCAUCCAUCUCUCUUAUCAUAAGAUGUUUUCCAUCUCUUUCCCAAUUGGGUCGUACCUGCAUUUAUUAAAAAUAUCCCGAUGAGUGGCUGUGCUUCCAGCUGUGUACCCAUGCAAUCUGCAUCUUCUGCCUAAUAUUGAUUUUCGGAUAUCAAUCGAAAAGAUCCAAUCCAUCCGAUCCCAUAAUUCCAUUUGAUCUCGUCAUUCGAGUUCUCUUUCCCCAAGCCUCCUUGGUCAAACUUUAAUCUGGGCCGCUUUUUGGGCCAGUUCUUGGGCCACUCCCUUUAGACAUUAUGUCCGACAGUCCACUGUCAAUUGCUGCUAGUAUCACUGGCUUGCUCACAUUCGUUGCAGCUGUAGUUGCUGGUUUCUAUGCACAUGCUCUUGGUCUUCGCGAUGCCAUUGAUACACAAGCCGAGAUAUCUAGUGCAUUGGACAAAAUAUAUCUUCUCGAAACAGAGACUGAUAUGCUGAAUAAUGCAUAUCUAGCUUCCCUCAUUCGUCAACCUGAUCGAAAAUACGGGACGGGCGAUUUCAAGUAUUUCCAAGGACUUUAUGUACGAUCUUUAGAACGAAUGCGAGUGAUGGAUAGAGAAUUGAGAACGAGCGCUGAAUUGGUAACCAAAGGGGAUGGAUAUGGUAGGAUAUCUAGAGUAAAGAGAAAGGCUGCUUGGAUGGCUUCGAGAACACGCAUUCAGAGAGAGAUUGAUGAGAGGAAAACCGAGAGCAUAAGAAUCUUUCAAAUACAACUUGCCAUGUUAUCAGCGUGAGUAUAGACCAAUCGCUCAUUCCUACGAUUGUUGGGAACUAGCUCAAGGAUACUUGCAGGAAAAUUGAUGAGCUAUCUUAUCAUCAAAACAAUCAUAACGCCACCUGCAAUGCCAUGCUAGCUGAUACGGGAGACUUGUCAAAGUAUGUGCUGUUAACGUCCGGCGCCAAAUACCGGACCCCAAAAUUAACAUUUGCUAAUUCAAUCAAUAGUGGCAUCAUGAAAAUGCCUCCGACACCCCCGUCCCCUACACUUUCUAGUGUCACUCCUAACCGGGAAAAGAUAAAUAAUCAUGCACAGAUAUUAGCCACGCCAAGUCAAUACUACACGCCUUCAAAAACGUCGGAGUUAGCUCCACUUAUGUCACUUCCAUUGAGAGUAUGAGAGUAUAAGAUUCGGUUUCGUUCCAGAUAAGUCGAAAUUCAAAAAGACUUCUUCCUAGUACCACGUCAAAGCUUCCGCUUCAUUUCACCACGUCGAUUGUAACCUGGUUACCGGAUGGGGAAGAUCUGUUCAGCUCUUUAAAGAACCUUG